UGGAGUACGGUAGAGUCAGGACUCACAACUGAAAUCUAACAUUGCCUGCGUGGGACCAAUAUGUAUAUUGAUGGGUGUUGUUCCCUGCUAUUCUCGGAAUUCCAGUACAAGAUAUCGAUGCAUCUUGAUGACGCCCGCCGCCCCACUGGCACACCCCCAGACAGGACCUAGAGUUUCCAUAGUAUUGUUUGGAAAAGUGUAUCACGGGCACUUGUUAGGUCACAUGGCAUGCAUGCCAUCCACUGUGCAGUCCUUCUACAAAGCUGCUCGUGAUUUGGGGUAUCGUUGGGCAUGGAGCGACACGUGCUGCAUUGAUAAGAGCAUCGAUGCUGAGCAACAAAAGUCGAUCAAGUCCAUGUUCGACUGGUAUCACCACUCCGCACUCACAGUCGUAUACCUCUCGGAUGUUCCGGCUUUGUCAAAGCCUGGCGCUUGACCACCUGAGCACUCCCCGUUUCAUGCACCACCGG
This is a messenger RNA of Suillus plorans, 470 nucleotides long. RefSeq lists its product as uncharacterized. The transcript has a single exon. NCBI's taxonomy places the organism in Eukaryota, Fungi, Basidiomycota, Agaricomycetes, Boletales, Suillaceae. Bases 71 to 436 code for a protein of 121 amino acids. The record is from RefSeq and is a predicted model, not a curated record.